CAUUGCAGUUACGAAUCCGAAAACUAUGUUUUAUCUGAUUAAUCUUUUCCCGCACGGAUCGACGUCGGCUUGUGAUGUAUCUGUGAACGGUAUUUGACAAAAAAGUAACCGAUGCAUCUAGGAAAGGAUUUCGUGAUGGUGUUGGAAUGGAGCUGCGUUCCUACCGAGAAACCUCAUGUGAUCAAUCGAUAGCCAAGGCGCAAGAAUAGGCGCUCCAUCCUCCUCUCAGCCUGUAGAAUACACAGGCGCUCCUCAUCCAAGGGUGCGCAGUCGCCAGCGGUUUGGAGGUAGUCUUUUACCAACCUGGAUAAAUUAUUUUGCCGAUUUGUUUGCGACGCAGAGCAUGGGGAUUUCCAAACCACCUGAAAUGUUUCUGUACCGUCACGAUCGGUUGUGGAUAUGCCAGUGCUACUGUUUUCAGAGGAGGUGAUUUUAACAUCUUGAAAACUGCUUUUGGAGAUUGGACGUAUUGUAACACAGCUCUCGCCCGCAUACAUUUGUUACACCUGAAUGCAGUAACUGAAUGACGUCCGUGCUAUGUGCCACUGGAUAUUAAAUGUGAAAUCUGACAGGUAAAGUCUGAGAGGAAAGAAAAACACAAUAUAAAGACACGAGACUCAGCUUUGUCUCUUUCCAGUGAAUAGUGACGCACUCCUCUUUGAUGUCAGACAAGAUUCCCUGGCAGCCAUGACUACCGGGGAGGAGGGUCCCGCCGUGGCCUCGUGCCCAUCAGAGGAGGACCACAGGGCCGUCCCGCCAGAGGCGUGGCCAGCACAGGAAGAGGCGGAGCCUGCAGAGGAAGUGGUCCUCGAGCCGGAACGGCAUGGGAUGGACGAAGACGAGGAGGAGGUGGAGGUGGAAGAAGAGAGGAGGGACGAGGAAGACGAGGAUGACGACGAGGCCAGCAGCGGCAUGAGUGGUUUCGUGGUGCCUUACCCCGAGCUGGCGCCUGUGGUCUUCUUCUGCCUCAAGCAGACCACGUUCCCCCGCAGCUGGUGCAUCCGCAUGGUCUCCAGCCCAUAUCCUUUUCACACUCACAAUGGACACAGUCCAUACGAAACCCACUUCUGA
This is a messenger RNA of Alosa alosa (allis shad), 1071 nucleotides long. RefSeq names its product voltage-dependent T-type calcium channel subunit alpha-1I-like. The record is from RefSeq and is a predicted model, not a curated record. Bases 688 to 1071 code for a protein of 127 amino acids. The transcript is spliced from 2 exons. Lineage: Eukaryota; Metazoa; Chordata; Actinopteri; Clupeiformes; Clupeidae.